Molecule: messenger RNA, 1415 nt
Organism: Populus nigra (black poplar)
Lineage: Eukaryota; Viridiplantae; Streptophyta; Magnoliopsida; Malpighiales; Salicaceae
Product: probable galacturonosyltransferase-like 1
Exons: 1
Coding region: 145-1203 (352 amino acids)
Cellular component (GO): Golgi apparatus
Molecular function (GO): glycosyltransferase activity
Source: RefSeq, a predicted model, not a curated record
CGCUUCCUAGCAAUUUCUGUGCUUUAACAAAUUGGAUCCAUAGACAAGAUUGAUGGGGGCAUGUCACCUCUCUUUCUAAAAGGUUAGAACCCAUCACUCAAAGUCUCUCUAACUUUUUUAAAUCUCUCUGCCCUGCCCCAAGCCAUGUCCAAACUAGGACGAAAAUUAACACUACCAUCACCGCCACAUCUCCUCCUCUCCCUCCUUCUCCUCCUCUCCAUAAUUAUAAUCAAUGCCACCGCCACGGCUACCGUCAAUACUGAAAGAUUCAGAGAAGCCCCACAGUUCUACAACUCCCCAACAUGUCCAUCGAUCUCCACCAAAGACAUGUGCUCUCAGCAAGCAGUGCACGUGGCUAUGACUCUGGAUUUCCCUUACCUCCGCGGCACCAUGGCCGCUAUUCUUUCCAUCCUCCAACACUCCUCCUGCCCGGAAAAUACUCGUUUCCACUUCAUUUCCUCUCCUUCCUCCACCUACCUCCACGAAACUAUCACCUCCUCCUUCCCUUACCUCCGUUCCCAAAUCCACCCUUUCGACACCAACUCUGUCUCCGGCCUCAUCUCCACCUCCAUCCGCUCAGCCCUCGACUCUCCUCUUAACUAUGCUCGCAAUUAUCUCGCCAACAUCCUUCCUCCUUGCGUCCGGAAAGCUGUCUAUUUAGACUCCGAUUUAGUCCUAGUCGACGACAUUGCAAUGCUAGCAGCUACUCCACUUGGUACCGGAACUGUGUUAGCAGCACCGGAAUAUUGUAAUGCUAACAUUACCGCAUACUUUACGCCUACAUUUUGGGCAAACCCUUCGCUCUCCUUGACAUUUUCCGGACGCAAUGCCUGUUAUUUUAACACAGGAGUGAUGAUUAUUGAUUUAGAAAGAUGGAGAGAAGGAGAUUACACAACAAAAAUAGUUGAAUGGAUGGAGCUUCAAAAGAGGAUGAGGAUUUAUGAAUUGGGCUCAUUGCCUCCAUUCUUGUUGGUUUUUGCUGGGAAUAUUGCUGCUGUGGAUCAUAAAUGGAAUCAACAUGGCCUUGGAGGGGAUAAUUUUAGAGGUCUUUGUAGGGAUUUGCAUCCUGGUCCAGUUAGUCUUCUGCAUUGGAGUGGUAAAGGGAAGCCUUGGGUUCGCUUAGAUGAAAACCGGCCAUGCCCUUUGGAUGCAUUAUGGGCUCCUUAUGAUCUUAUGCAGACACCUUUUGCUAUUGACUUUUAGAGUUUAGGUCUUAGUUUAAAUUUUCCAAUGCUGAAAAUAGAUCGGCGGAAGAGGGAAGGUGUUCAUAGAUUAAUAAGUCCAUUAACAGGCCUUACAGUACUUUCUUCUUCUUCUUCUGGGUUUUGCUUUGUACUGGGUACAUAGUAAGAGCUAGUAGUGCAGUAAAGUAAAGAGGGAAUUACAGAGAAAGAUAUAUUAAUUUACCUUUUAUA